GUGGAAAAACUCCAGCAACAGAAGCAGGAGAUAAUUUUGGAUGGGCUUUGAAAUUUGAAAGUUCUGUGUGGUGGUCUAAUUUGGGAUAAAUACUACAUUACAUUGGAUGCAAUUGUCUUCCUGAAUUAUGGUUGGCAGAACAUGCUACUCUUGUUGUAAAAAAGAAACCCAGUGGAUUGCUACAAAAGACUUGGUUGAAUUUAUUCUCUGAGAGGAAAUGUCUAUGGUUGCUGGAUCUGAGCCAUAGUGAAGCAACUCACUAAUAGCCAUAUCUCUUAAGCCAGUGUUCAGUAUUUUCAAGAAGCUUUGGGAGAGUACAUCUGAACUAAGAAGAUGUGUGGAGGUACUCCAAAGACUGCACACAGCACAGGAGAGCACACAGACCGAGCAAGAAACAGUAAUAAUGCCUCUUGCCCACUUGGAAAUAAUAUCUCAAACACAGGAUUAGCUAAAAAGGCUAAAAAAUCUUUUGUGGCAGAACAGAGCACCGACCAUAAAAGCAGUGUCAAUACAUUGUUGCAAAACAGCUGGUCCUGUUCGGAGUUUGACUUGAAUGAAAUCCGCCUGAUAGUUUACCAGGAUUGUGAGAGAAGAGGCAGACAGGUCUUGUUUGAUUCCAAAGCAGUGCGCAAAGUUGAUGAGGCAGCAGCUCAGAAAAUAGUAGAGGAUGCUCCAGGAAAGGCUUCAGCCAAGUGCUGCCAAGCAAGCAAUGGGACCAAUAGUAUUUCUUCCCAUAGUCCAUCAGUGGGCUGUACACAGCAUGUCAAGGAACAGCUUCCAAAGUAUCAGUACACUAGACCAGCCUCUGAUGUCAACAUGCUUGGAGAAAUGAUGUUUGGCUCAGUGGCAAUGAGUUACAAAGGUUCUACCUUGAAAAUCCACUACAUACGCUCUCCUCCGCAGCUUAUGAUAAGUAAAGUUUUCUCAGCCAGAGUGGGAAGCUUCAGUGGAAGCACAAAUAACUUGCAAGAUAGCUUUGAAUACAUCAACCAAGAUCCCAGUCUGGGAAAAUUAAGCUCUAAUCAAAAUGGUUUGGGGACCUGCCGUAGUGGAAGUAAUCUAGGUGUGUUACAGCUGUGUAGCAGCAAAGUGCUGCAGGGUGUGUCUGAAGGAGUUCCCCUCCGGCUCAUCCGGAGUGCUUCUUUCUUUGCAGCACAUAGCACCCCCGUUGAUAUGCCUAGCAGAGGGCAAAAUGAGGACAGAGACAGCGGCAUUGCUCGGUCAGCAUCUCUGAGUAGUCUCUUGAUUACACCAUUCCCAUCACCAAGCUCCUCAUCCUCCUCUUCCAGUAGCUACCAGCGCCGCUGGCUCCGAAGUCAAACAACAAGUUUAGAAAAUGGAAUUAUUCCAAGGUGGUCCACCGAAGAGACUUUUAGCAUGGCUGAUGAAAGCUGCAGUUCCAAUCCUGCAGUGAUUCGGAGGAAAAAAAUUGCCAUCAGUGUAAUUUUCUCCCUGCCUGAAAGAGAAGACGCACAGAGGAACUUCCAGGACUUCUUUUUCUCUCACUUCCCUCUAUUUGAAUCCCAUAUGAACAAGUUAAAGAGUGCAAUUGAAAAGGCCAUGAUCCUCUGUAGAAAAAUAGCAGAAUCCAGCCUAAGAGUACAGGUUUAUAUCAGCCGUGUCACAGAUGCCCUGGGAGAAUUCAGACUUACAAUCUGGAACCUGUAUUCCGUUCCAAGGAUCGCAGAACCUGUGUGGCUUACCAUGAUGUCCAGCACUUUGGAAAAGAACCAGUUAUGCCAGCGCUUUCUUAAGGAAUUUACACUUCUGAUAGAACAGAUCAACAAAAACCAGUUCUUAGCUGCUUUAUUGACUGCGGUGCUGACCUAUCACCUGGCGUGGGUCCCAACUGUAAUGCCAGUUGACCAUCCUCCCAUAAAGGCCUUCUCUGAGAAAGGCACACUACAAUCUGUAAACCUGCUGGCAAAAUCGCAUCCUUAUAACCCUCUCUGGGCACAGCUCGGUGAUCUGUAUGGUGCCAUAGGCUCUCCCGUUAGGCUGACACGGACUGUGAUUGUUGGAAAACAUAAAGAAUUAGUUCAACGUAUUCUCUACGUUCUAACAUACUUCCUACGGUGCUCUGAGCUACAGGAAAAUCAACUGACCUGGAAUGGGAAAGUUGGAGAGGAAGAGCAACUGCUAAAUGGAAAGAAGAUCACAACUACAUUGGAAAAGGGAGAGGUUGAAGAAUCUGAUUAUGUGGUUGUCACUGUUAAGAAUGAACCUGCUCUUGUGCCGCCAAUCCUACCUCAGAAGAAUGGUGGAAAUCAAACCAGUAGCAAGGUGGGGCAUGUCAGUAACCCAGAGAGCUCUCCUGCUCUGCCAAUAUCCUCAAAAGAAAAGAAUGAAGUAACAGGAAAGGGUGAUCAGAGCUCCUGGGCAUCCUGUAUUGCAUCAAAAGACUGCACAGUUCGCAGUUCUGAGUCUAAAGGAAUGGUAGAUGACAGUAGGAAAGGGAAGGUAGCUGAUAUAGGAACUGUGUCCUAUCAUUUUGAAGAACAAAUAGAAUCAGAGGAUUUAACGGAUGACUUAAAGAAUAGCAACCAGACCACGAGUGAAGUGGCAGAAAAGCCAUCUGACAGGUCAUCUGUUGUACCAUGUCCUGAGAGGUUUGUUGAUAGGAGUCCUCAUUUAGAAAGGGUCACCUUCCAGAUUGGAAGCUCUACAUCGCCAGAGUCUGAUUUAGAAACUCGCAAGAGGGACAUGGAUGAAAAUUUUAGGGCGUUCAAAAAAAAUCUACAGGUAGCAAGCUGUACUUCAAGUCCACCAAAUGUGCCUGCAGAAACUUCCCAGAGCCAACAAAAAACUUCCAAAGCCUCCCUUAACCCAUUACACAUUAGGCGUAAUAUCUGUUAUGCACAAAUUCCGUCAUGUGAAGCGAGCGCAAGUAUAUUUGAUGAAUAUUUUGCUGAGGGUAAUAAAAUUGAAAUGAAUGUAGCAAAUACUUCUACUCGGUGUGGCUUGUCAGAUGAAUCACUUAAGCCAUCUGAUAACAAAAUAGAAACUGUAAAAACUGAAAUCUUAAAGGAAGCUAGAACCCUGUUGUCCAAGAAUGGGGAGGGCCAUUCACUUGACUCUGUUAAAACAAGUUCUGACGUACAGGACUCUGGCCAAGUAGUCACUGAAGAUGUCCCCUAUGGGGAUGCUGGAAGAAAAAUCUCCUUCCGAAUCGAAGGGGAUAUUCCUAGGAAUGAGAGUUCAGAUAGUGCACUUGGAGACAGCGACGACGAUGGUGCUUCAUGUAUCUCUGAUCUACACCCUCGAGGCCAUGUCAGCAAUAGGCAUGAAGAAUUUACAGAAGUAGAACUUCCUUUACCAAGAUCCAACAUAAUCAGCAGUCCAAGUGUGAAAAACUUUGGAAGGUCACUUCUCGGUGGUUACUGUCCCACAUACAUGCCUGAUCUGGUACUGCAUGGAAUAAGUAAUGAUGAAAAACUCAAGCAGUGGUUACCAGCAGAUCUGCUUCAUGCAGUGCAUCAUCCAGUACUAGAUGAGCCCAUAGCAGAAGCUGUCUGUAUUAUUGCCGAUACGGAUAAAUGGAAUGUACAGGUGGCUACAAGCCAGAGAAGGAUGAUGGACAGUAUGAAGCUAGGCAAAGAUGUCUUAGUCUCCAGUCAAGUGUCCAAUUUGCUGCAGUCCAUUUUACAGCUUUACAAACUCCAUCUCCCAGCUGACUUUUGCAUAAUGCAUCUUGAGGAUAGGCUACAGGAGAUGUACCUCAAAAGCAAAAUGCUUUCGGAAUACCUGCGAGGACAUACAAGAGUUCAUGUAAAAGAGCUAGGAAUUGUAUUGGGGAUUGAAUCCAAUGACUUGCCUUUGUUGGCUGCUAUCGCAAGCACUCACUCCCCGUAUGUUGCUCAAAUACUCUUAUAAGUUAAAAUCUCAGGAUAGUCAUUCCCUAAACAAACUACAGGAAUCUUGAAUGAAGAACAGACGUGCCAAGUACCGGUAAAGGGGAGCAGGUGAUGGCAGUGCAUUCCAACACCUUUUGAUUCUACUUUCAGCUGGACACUUUAUCUAAAGACUUCAGUUUACAUAAUGUAAAAGGCAUUCAGGUUGUGUUUUUUUUUUUUUACACUCGCUUCUGAAGUUAACGAAUCAUGAAGGUGAAUGCAUCCUUGCGGUCUUUUUAAAUGACAAAAGUAAACAUUACAGCGAACACUGAACUGUUAGCAGAAAACACUGCUAAUAAAACCCAUGAGGUGGCAGUAAAAAGAACAGGUGGAAUAGGAUGGUUCUUCUAAUACUGCACUUGUGAUCGCAUGGUGUUUUGUGUGCUUCUUUGGUUGCAGAGCUGGCGCUGUAAACUAUGUAUGUAGCAUUCCUAUACAGAGGUGUUUGGAUGGACAUGAAGUUUUGCAGAACACAAACAUCCUUUUGUAUUGUAGUAGUGGCCAGCUCAAAACAAGAAACUUUGACUCAGCAGCUGAGUUAUGUGGCAUGUGUGAGGUUUGUUUCUUUCUUUUUUCUUUUUUUUUUUUUUUUAGGAUAAAAGGAAGCUGCAGCUGCUUCUAGUUUUACUGAUGAAAAAACAGAAUGAGCUCAGAUUAUAAGUAGUGCCACCCCAACAUUAGUAUGAAGAAGGCUUUUUGAGAGAGAGGAGGAUUUUUUUAGAAAGCCUUAUAGAAUUUCUACUACAAGUUUACAUUGUUGCAUUUACAACAUUAAUAGAUUUUUGAGUUUCUGUAGGACCAAUUCCCAGUUUUACAGGUCAUAAGUCUUAAUGGAAUCCAAUAUUGCCAUCUAAGAUAUUUCCGUUUGACAAGCUAACAUACAAUAUGUUACCAAAUGUGUUACACUCUGUGUGUGUGUGUGUGUGUGUGUGUGUGUGUGUGUGUGUGUGCGCGCACAUACACCAACCAAUUGACAUAAACUCAACAAAAGUUUAUUUAAAAAAAAAAAAUACUGGUCAAAUGCAUUGCUACUAUUUGGAGUUGACUUUUUAUUCACACUGAAAGUAGGGGCUGUUUUAAGUGAAACAAAGAGGACAAUGACAAGCCUGGACAUCAUGAUUUAUUAAUAUGAACAUCCACUAUGAUUCUACAGAACUUUUGCACUAUCAUCUCAGUGCCUUCUAAUCUAUUAAGGACUAACUGCUUUGAGGAAGAAACUUGCCCAUUAGGUCAAAUAGUUCAUAGCACCAGUCUCUAUAUUGUUCCAUAUAAUAGUAUACAGUUAUCUAAAAUUCUCUGCUCACAGGCACAAACUUUGACUAUUUACAUACAAUGUAUACACAGCAAGGUACAAUGUUACUUUUUUUCAUUGAACACUAUUGAGCAGCAUAUGAAACUAUUUAGACCAAGAAAGGGCAAAAGAAAAUAAAAACAUUAUUUUAAAAGAAAGAAAGUUAGAGGCAAGGAACCCACCCAAGCAGAGUGUUAGACUAUCAAACAUUCCGUGGAAACACAGACAUGAGUAGUAUUGGGUACUUUUGGCAUUUGAUACGAAGCUGUCUAAAUACUUGUUUAGAAACAUGAACUCUUCCGACUAGAAUCAUUCCUACCUGCUAGGAUUUAUUAAUUGGCUCACUGAACCAUCCUUGCUGGUGAUUCCAGAAUUCCCAGCAUUGUAGGGACCCAUUUAAGUACAGAGUUUCAGUUCAUACUGCCCUGAUAAUUGGGUUUUCUAAAGAAAAUCUUCAAUAAUUAAAGUGAGAAAAGGUGAGUAUUAUUGGGAUUUUCAUUUUGUUCUAAAUAUGACAGAGAAUUGCCCUUAAUCUUGUUAGUCUGUCUCUGUCUGUCUGUCUGAGAGGAACGUGUAGAUUUACCAUGAGAAAUUUUUGUGUAGAAGGUUUGUGUCCAAGUUGAAAGACUCUUAAUUUCCAGGUAUGAGUUCUAAACAGAUAAGAUUAUUUAAGAUCUGGUUCUCCAAUCUAACAUUCCAGGAGUCUCCUUUUGCAUAGUACUUUCAGAGUAUGUCUGCACAGCAAUGAAACACCCAGGGAUGGGCCGUGUCAUCUAACUCAGGCUGCAGGUCUAUAAAAUUGCAGUAUAGACUUUCAGGCUUGGGCUGGAGCAUGGACUGUGGGACACUUCCUCCUCCUGGGGUCCCAGAGCCUGUGUUUCACCCCACGCCCAAAUGUCUACACUGCAAUUUUAUAGCCGCGCAGCCCAAGCCCCAUGAGCAUGAAUCAGCUGACCUAGGCCAGUCAUGGGUGUUUAAUUGCACUGUAGACAAUUAAUCCUUUUUCCCAAUAUGCUCUUCAGAGUGGCUACAGUCUUCCUGAGGUUUGGGUUAUCUCUUAUUGCUGAUACAUGAAGAAAUCUGCUUGCCCUGAUUUGGUUCCCCUGAGCUGCUUUGACCUCCACUCCAUGGUUUGCUUGAAACCAAAUGACAUAGCAAGUGCACCUGUUGGCAAACUUCCCCUCUCCGCUUAGUAAGUGUGUAGGUGUGUGUAAUGACUUUCCUUGUAAGUAUGCAAGAAUUCUGUAUUUUAUGCAUUCUCAUUACUUCAUGCCCUGCAGUUUUUUCAUAGUAAUUUAGUUUGUCUAGUUCCUGUUUAUGUUCAACAAAAAAUGGCUUGUCUUGCUUUCGUCUGAACUGACUUGCAGAGAGAUGCCUGCAAGCAGACCUCUGUAUCCACAUGGAGCCCCAUUGAAGGCAAGUCAACCUGCACACAGCAUGUUGCAGGAUUAGAACCUUGAUCAGAAAUCCUUAAUUUACCACUUACCCCCAACAAAUGCUGCUGUUUGAUAAAAUUGUACGUUAAUUUAAGGAGAUGUAUGAAUUGAUGAUUCAAAUGCAAUCAACUUUUCCUCAGCCCAAUAUAAAAUCUUUACAGUAUAAUUAUUGCCUCUUAUAUAACGCUUUGCUGCUCUUCACAAAUUACACGAGACUGCCCUAUUUUUAGUCUCAAUUGAUCUCUAAAAUUAAGGUUUGUAUAAUUCUUAAUUUUAAAAAAAAUGGUGGCUUUAGUUUAAAGAAACUUAAAUAUUUCUCCCUCCCACCAAAUAUACUACCUCAAUUGACAGGAUACUACCUUUAGGGCUCUUCAACUUUGUAAAGCUUACCUGUUGAACAUUUUUGUAGCAUUUUGCUGGUUGGGCAUGACAGAGCAGUAAGUAUGUACAAAUGUUGUUGUGUUAGACAUCUUUAUAGCAUGUUUGUUUUAUUUUUUUAAUAGAAUGAAAAGUGAUAUGAAUGUACAGGAAAAAUGUUUAAAACUUACAGUGAAAUAAAAAUGUAGCUUAAAUCUUUAAGAUUCCAAAGCUUUUUUAUUUUUAUCAGUAUUAUAAAUCUUUUGUAAACUUCUUAAUCCAUAUUUUUCUUGGUUUUUCAAGUGAGGCUGAGUAAUCUUUCAAAACCCUACAGAACCGCAGUUUACACAUUCCAAUAUAAAGAAUGUACACUCUUCAGAUUAAAUUAAACUUUUACAGACCUGGGGGAGAAAUGCCAGUACAGGUGAACACUAAGCUAUAGGACUGCAUAUAAUUAAAGUCUUUUAAUCUAAAGCAGUUUCAAUAAGAGCUAAACAUUUUAAUCUAGUUUAUAGCAUCCUAAAUUAUUAAUGAAUCUAAACUAUAGUUCUUCUGCCUCAAAUGUAUGAAUAUAUACUUUUAAUUUUGUGUGUUUCAUAGCUAUAAUUUGGAGAACAAAAUAAUAAGUAAGUUGUUUUGCUUGUAUAUUUUCACUCUUGAAAGUGAAAAGCCUUUUUUCAAAACACCAAACUGUUGUAUGUAAAGGUGACACAACUUGGUCACUAUCUAAAGCAAGAUUCCCUCUCCCCAACCUCCGCUCUUGACUUAAAAGAACUCCAAUCAGAAUUGAGUCUAAACUGCCAAUUAUAUACUAUACAUUAGCUACUCCAGUUAAAUAGACUAAAAUGACAUACAUAACUGGUAUCCAUACUAGAAGCAAAUCUAAUUGUGUUGCUAUUGCAUGUUUCUUGAGAGGAUUUCCUUUUUUUAGGAUUGACUGAAUGGGUAUCAGUAUCAAACUGUGGAAAUUUUUUUCUUACUGCUGUUUAUGUACAGUAUAAUUUUGGUCUAUUUCUUUGCAACAUUUGGUGCAAUAAACUUUUUGAAUUCAG
Molecule: messenger RNA, 8029 nt
Organism: Malaclemys terrapin pileata
Lineage: Eukaryota; Metazoa; Chordata; Testudines; Emydidae
Gene: FNIP2
Product: folliculin interacting protein 2
Exons: 18
Coding region: 334-3873 (1179 amino acids)
Cellular component (GO): cytoplasm
Molecular function (GO): protein-folding chaperone binding; ATPase inhibitor activity
Source: RefSeq, a predicted model, not a curated record